GCAAGCUCCAACCAGCUAGCGCUCGAGCAUCACCGGCCACACCUGGUCGACCGAGCUCGAAGCUUUCGAGGGAGGCAAUGGAGGGAGACAAGUCCAGCGGCGCCGGCGCCGGCGGGUUGGUGCUGCUCAACUGCUUCGUGAGCCCGUUCGGCAACCGCGUGCGCAUCGCGCUGAAGCGCAAGGGCCUGGCGUACGAGGAGAAGCACGAGAACCUGGCGCCCAAGAGCCCGCUGCUACUGUCCUCCAACCCCGUCCACGCCAAGGUCCCCGUCCUCCUCGUCGGCGGCAGCCCCGUGUGCGAGUCCCUCGUCAUCCUCGAGUUCGUCGACGAGGCCUUCGCCGGGAACGGCGAGCCGCUCCUCCCCGCCGCCCCCUGUGCCCGCGCGCACGCCCGCUUCUGGGCAUCCUACGUCGACAGCAAGCUGCCGGAGUGCGCGGUGCGCGUGUGGCGGUCGCCCAAGGGCGCGGCGGCGGUGGAGGAGGGGAGGAAGGACCUGGUGGCGGUGCUCAAGACGCUGGAGGCGGAGCUGGGCGCCAAGCCGUACUUCGCCGGGGACGCGCUCGGGUACGUGGACGUGGCGCUGGUGCCGUUCGCGCCGUGGUUCCUGACCUACGAGAGGCUCGGCGGGUUCAGCGUCGCCGGCGAGUGCCCGGCGCUGGCGGCGUGGGCGGAGCGCUGCGUCCGGGAGAAUGAGUGCGUGGCCAAGUCGCUGCCGGAGGCCGAGGACGUAUUCCAGUUCGUGUGCGGCAUGAGGAAAAUGUUGGGCCUCGACUAGGCCGACCAUUGGGGGUGUCGUCGCUCGCUCGUCGCGGGCGGCGCCGGCAAGAGCUUGGCUAGUUGGCUGCAUUAAUAAGGAGGGAGUGGAUCAGUUGUCGGUGCCUGUCUUUUGGUUUGCACACGGCACGGCCGCGCCGGUGCACGACCGUGCACGUUGACGCGUGAUCCACGAUCUCGUCACAAACUUCUCAAAGCUUGGCUAUUGUUUUUGCAUGUCGUCUAUGCCGUUGUUUUUCGAUGUUGCUGUUGUUUUUGCGGCGGUUUGGUAAACAUUUGUGGGUGUAAUUUCUUUUUCAUCAGAACUGUUGUUUA
Messenger RNA from Setaria italica (foxtail millet), 1090 nucleotides. RefSeq names its product glutathione S-transferase U24. The record is from RefSeq and is a predicted model, not a curated record. The coding region runs from base 78 to 776 and encodes 232 amino acids. Gene Ontology annotation, biological process: glutathione metabolic process. The transcript is spliced from 2 exons. NCBI's taxonomy places the organism in Eukaryota, Viridiplantae, Streptophyta, Magnoliopsida, Poales, Poaceae. Gene Ontology annotation, molecular function: glutathione transferase activity. Gene Ontology annotation, cellular component: cytoplasm.